Molecule: messenger RNA, 2525 nt
Organism: Phycodurus eques (leafy seadragon)
Lineage: Eukaryota; Metazoa; Chordata; Actinopteri; Syngnathiformes; Syngnathidae
Gene: tmem33
Product: transmembrane protein 33
Exons: 8
Coding region: 107-856 (249 amino acids)
Biological process (GO): endoplasmic reticulum tubular network organization; membrane organization
Cellular component (GO): endoplasmic reticulum; membrane
Source: RefSeq, a predicted model, not a curated record
CGAUUUUCGUCGUCUAAGCAAGGUCAGCUGAUCGUUGACGACAGCUGAGCAGCACGGCAGAGUAGUUCCACGCGCGAACAGCGAGUGACACACGCAAGCACCUAAGAUGGCAGACAACAACCAACCAAGCCCUCAGAGACUGGGACCUUUGCAAUUUUUAAUUAACAACAAGCUGGAAACUGCCAUGUGGCUGUCCCGCCUCUUCACCGUCUACUGUUCCGUUAUGUUCAUACUACCAAUUUUGGGGCCCUACGCUGCGUCCAACUUCUAUCAACGGGCACUGCUGGCCAAUGCGCUUACCAGCGCCCUGCGCUUGCACCAGAGGCUACCCAGGUUCCAGCUGAGCCGGACGUUCCUGGCGCAGGCGCUGCAAGAGGAUAGCUGUCACUACCUGCUCUACUCGCUCAUCCUCGUCAACUCCUACCCCAUCACCAAUAUCCUUGACAUCUUCCCGGUCUUCCUCUUCUCCCUGCUCCACGCAACCACCUACACUAAAAAGGUCCUCGAUUCGGUGGGCCCCAGCAGCCUGAUGUUCAUCCGAAACCUCCUGGACAAGAUGUCGGCCAAUCAGCAGAACAUCCUCAAGUUCAUCGCCUGUAACGAGAUCUUCUUGAUGCCCGCCACCGUCUUCAUGCUCUUCAGUGGUCAGGGAAGCUUGCUGCUACCUUUCAUCUACUAUCGCUUCCUCAGCCUGCGCUACACUUCCAGAAGAAACCCAUACUGCCGCACUCUGUUCACCGAGCUCCGAAUCAUCCUGGAGCACUUCAUCAUGAAGCCUGCGUGCCCCGUCUUCUUCCGGAGGAUGUGCCUGAGCAGCAUCGCGUUCGUCAGCCGUUUGGCUCCCACCGGUGUCUGAAAGCCGUGGCCUCCCUCCCCUCUCCGGCUCCCUCUUUGCAUUUGGCCACCGCCGCCGAGGAUGUGACUUCCAUUUUGGAUGAGGACACACAAUGGCGGCAUCACUGGAGGACAUUUUGUUUUUAUUGUUGCAAUGACAACUUGGCAGCGUGCUCCACUUCAAGACCAGCCUGUAAUGCACUGAAGUAUCUACAUUUUUUGGGGGGGGGUCGUCCUCUUCUCCCCCUGUCGUCCUCCUGUAAUGUGACCUCAUCAAAACUGUGAACCCGCCGCUCUUUUGUUAUGCUGGAGAGCAUCGGACAUCUUAAUGUCAUUCUAUGACCUUAUUUAUCAACUAAUGUUCUGGGAUUAGUAACAAAAUGAUCUUAAUUUAUAUGAUCACAGAUUAAAACAUGCCGAAAGAGGAUGUAGGCAAUGGUGAUGAUUUGUGUGCAGUUUAAUAUUUACCGUAUUUUCAUGACCAUAAGUCGCACCGUAUUAAAAGGCGCAGUUCCAGUUACGGGGUCUAUUUCUGUAUUUAACACAUACAUAAGGCGCAGGCAUGGUAAAACAUACGCUAUCUUAAAACAUACGGUAGCAUGCAUGCUGGCGUAUCUUUCAAAAAAGGCAGCGGGUCAAAACUGACUUCGGUUGUACUUUAGUGAAGUAUUUAACAGUGUGCUCAAUGUUAUUUUUUGAUCAAUCCUCAUCCACAAAUCCAUCUAAGUCCUCAUCUUCUGUAUCCGAAAUGAACAGCUGGGCAAUUACGCCAUCAAACAUGCCGGGUUCCCUCUCAUCAUUGUCGGAGUCAGUCUCGUUGCCGCGGGGGCUGUUCAGCAAUGAUGAUGGCGUUUUCCUGCUUCCUCCGCUUGUGACCCAUGGAUUCGUUGAUCUUGAAUUCUCUCGCGGCUGCUCGAUUCACAUGUUCCUCCGCGUAACUGUGCUUCGUGAGCGUGUCUCUUCGUAGGUACCAUUUUCGGGGGUCCUUAGCCAAACCGAUGUUGUUUUGCACAAUGCACAUAUCGGCACUAUAUACCUAGUGGGGGGCGUGCCUUUAGCAUUCUCUUUCACGCGCACCCUUCCCCCUUUAACGUCUGCAUGCUGUCCUCAGUCACGUCCGCCUUUCCUCUAUAUAAGCAGCGUGUCGGCAGGAAAUGCUCCCAGUCAGUCCAGCCGAGCGCUCAUCAAAGUAACACAACAACAUUUACAAAUUUUGGAACUCUGUCCACGCCCAAGGCGGGCCGCAUUAUAAGGCGACCCGUCCAUUUUGGAGAAAACUUAAGACUUUUAAGUGGGCCUUAUGGUCAUGAAAAUACACGAGUUUCUUUUUUGUAUGUACUCUUUAAAGGCCUAACUUCACUCCUUUUUUAUGUAAAAAUGUCAUCUGUUGUAUUUUAUAGGACGAGCAUAAAUUAUGGAUUUAUAUGAUGUUGGAUUUCUCUUGGAAAUGAACUGCAUGAUGCAUGUCAUCCAUUAAGUGGAAGCUGCACUGCUUUUCAAUGCAUUGUGAUUCAAUUCCUCUCAUAUAUAUUUUUUAAUGCAUUUACUCCCCUUGUACUAAUACCUUUGCUUACAUGUGCCCUAAUUUCUUUCUCUGAUGUUCAUUAUCUUCAUUUGCCAAGAGAUGAACCACGUUUUUAUCGUGAGAUGCGCUCUUAAAAAUUAUGAAAUAAAAUAAAGUAGUGAUAACA